Messenger RNA from Penicilliopsis zonata CBS 506.65, 1236 nucleotides. RefSeq lists its product as hypothetical. Gene Ontology annotation, cellular component: intracellular anatomical structure. Gene Ontology annotation, biological process: cellular response to nitrosative stress; nitric oxide catabolic process. The transcript has a single exon. The record is from RefSeq and is a predicted model, not a curated record. Gene Ontology annotation, molecular function: oxygen binding; heme binding; FAD binding. NCBI's taxonomy places the organism in Eukaryota, Fungi, Ascomycota, Eurotiomycetes, Eurotiales, Aspergillaceae. Bases 1 to 1236 code for a protein of 411 amino acids.
AUGCCGUUGACACCUGAGCAAGUCACCGUGAUCAAGGCCACUGUGCCUGUUCUGCAGGAAUAUGGCAACGCCAUCACCACUGCCUUCUACCGCAACAUGCUGAACGCCCAUCCGGAGCUGCGCACGGUGUUCAACAUGGUCAACCAGACCAACGGCCACCAACAGCGCGCGCUGGCGGGCGCCGUGUUUGCCUACGCCUCGCACAUCGAUGACCUGGGUGCACUGGGCCCGGCCGUCGAGCUGAUCUGCCACAAGCACGCCUCCCUCUACAUCCAGCCCGAACAGUACCAGAUCGUCGGCAAGUUCUUGCUCGAGGCCAUGGCCGAAGUGCUCGGAGACGCCUUGACUCCCGCCAUCCACGAUGCCUGGGCCGCGGCCUACUGGCAGCUGGCUGACAUUAUGAUCGGCCGCGAGAAGCAGCUCUACGACGAGGCCGACGGCUGGACCGACUGGCGCCAGUUCAAGGUCGCCCGCAAGACCCCCGAGUCCGCCGAGAUCACCUCCUUCUAUCUAGAGCCCGUCGACGGCAAGCCGCUGCCCGCCUUCCAGCCCGGCCAGUACAUCUCCGUUCGCGUCCCCGUUCCCGAGCUGGGAUACGUGCAGCCGCGCCAGUACUCGCUCAGCGACCGGCCCGACCCCAGCUACUACCGCAUCAGCGUCAAGAAGGAGGCCGGCCUCGCCUCGGGCGACAAGGCGCACCCGGGUUACGUGUCCAACGUGCUGCACGGCAACGUCAACGAGGGCGACCUCGUCGACGUCUCCCACCCGUACGGUGACUUCUUCCUCAGCAGCAGCGAGGCCGCCACCCCGGUCGUCCUCCUCUCCGCCGGCGUGGGCUUGACUCCGCUGACCUCCAUGCUCAACACCAUCACCGCACAGGGCGCCCCGCACCCAGAGCGCAAGAUUCACUUCAUCCACGGCGCCCAUACCACCGGCGCCCGCGCCUUCUCCCGCCACAUCCUCGGCCUCAACAAGCAGUUCCCCAACCUCAAUGCCACCUUCUUCGUCUCCGCCCCGGCUGCCGACGACCGCCAGGGUGUCGACUACCACCACGUCGGUCGCAUCAACCUGCAGAAGCUCGAUCUCGCCGGCGACCUCUACCUCGACAACCCGGAGACAGAGUACUACGUCUGCGGGCCCACCGCGUUCAUGACCGACAUGAAGACCUCGCUCAGCGCCCAGGGCGUCGCCGAUGCGCGCAUCAAAAUGGAGUUGUUCGGCACGGGAGGCAUCUAG